AUGAGCCGUAACAAUUUCUUGUUUGUUGACGAAUGUCUCUCGGGCAAACAGUUCCGGGCCGAUCGCAAAUUGACGAUGAGUCACAUCAUUCGCGUUUCGGUCGGCCAAGCAUUGCAUGCCGAACCUCGUGAUGAGAUGUUUGUCCGAUGGCUUUACACCUGGGGACCAUUGAAACGACUCGAGGUGGAAUUCAUCGCCGACCUCAGCCGUUUCAAUUUGACGCAUCUCGACGAUGCGAUAGUUGAAUUGAUGCGACGACGCGUCGUCGACGUCGCCGCGACACUUCCGUCGGGCGUCGACGUCAUCAUCGACGGCGAACGCGUCGACGUUGGCGGAUUCGAGGCGUUUGUGCGCAAAUUCGGCGACGACGACGACGCCGACGCCGACGAAAUUCUCGAUUGUCAUCCGAACGCGCGUUGGCACGUGGCGAUUCGUCGACGAACCGACCGUCUGCCGAAAUGCGUCAGUUUCGUCAACAAUAUUUGCACGGAAAAGGGCGGCACCCACGUCGAGUACGUCGUCGACAAAAUCGUUGGUUGUCUGAAGCGCGAGAUCGAGACGCAGCUCGUCGAGCUCACCGGCAAAUCCGAGGCCAACGUCAAGCCGAUGCUCAUCAAGACCAAUUUGUCGGUGUUCGUCAAUUGUCUCAUCGAGAAUCCGUCGUUUGAGAGUCAAACCAAAGAAUUUUUGACGACGAAACCGAAAAAUUUUGGGUCGACGUUCGAUUUUGAGAAGCAGAAGCUCAUCGAUUGGGCGAAAUCGUCGGGACUCGUUGGCGAAAUCGUCGACGCGGUGGUGAAUCUCAAAAAAAAACCGUCGAAAAAAUCGUCGAAUGUUCGCGAUAUUGUGAAAUUGGAGGACGCCGCGUUGGCGGGAACGUCGAGAAAUUCGAAAUCGUGCACGCUGAUCGUCACCGAAGGCGAUUCGGCGAAGGCGUUGGCGUUGGCCGGACUCGAGAUACUCGGACGCGACGCGUUUGGUGUGUUUCCGUUGAAGGGCAAAUUGGCGAACGUCGCCAAUUUGGACGAGGCGACAGCGCGUGGCAACAAUGAGAUUGCGAGUCUCAUGCGAAUUUUGGGAUUGCGCUUCGGCGUCGACGUCGACGAUUUCGAGAAUUGGCCCCUUCGUUAUGGUCGAAUAAUGAUCCUUGCGGAUCAGGACGAGGACGGAUCGCACAUCAAAGGGCUCAUCAUCAAUUUGUUUCGGAAAUUCUGGCCGAAAUUGCUCGAAAUCGAGUUUAUUCGAUCGUUUCGAACGCCGUUGUUGAAAGCCCGCAAAGGCAAUGAGAGCUUUGCUUUCUUCACACACGCCGACUUCCAAAAAUGGUGUUCGACGAACGAUGAGUCGUCGAGAUAUUCGAUCAAAUACUACAAGGGGCUCGGCACGUCGACGUCGGCCGAAGCGCGACAAUACUUUUCGGACCUCGACCAUCACACUGUUCGGUAA
Molecule: messenger RNA, 1446 nt
Organism: Caenorhabditis bovis
Lineage: Eukaryota; Metazoa; Nematoda; Chromadorea; Rhabditida; Rhabditidae
Source: the annotation of a GenBank genome assembly